AUGAGCGCCACUACCGAGCCAUCUGGCACCAGCAACCGCCAGAAAAGCAAAACCAUCAUGAAGGGGCCAGAUGUGCGGGCUACAAGGGCCAAACCGGCACCCAUGUCCAAGAUGACUCAGAGCGCCGAACUGGAUGAAUAUACAGCAAGCAUGCGCCAUUUUCUCGCGGUCAUGGACCGAACCAGCGCCAAUGACAUCUCUGCCGGAGAUAGGAGAGACAGCCUCGACGGCCAGAUGGACAGUGGCGGUAGCAGCAGCAGCAGCGAAAGGGAAAAAUCACCCGAAUUUCAGUGGAUGGACCUUGCGAGCCUGAGAAGAAAGCAUGAUUCCGUCAGAUUCGACAAUGGAUUCACUGGGAAUGGCGGCGCUCCGAGCAAGAGUCUGGCCAGAUCGUCGUCAAGCCGUCAACAUCACUACACCCACAGCCUCCAUCACUGUAUCGGUCAAGAUGGCCGGCAAUACCACCGAGAAUGUCGGUCUACAAGUCCAGCAGGCAAGACCAUGUUGAGUAAAAAGCGUGCGGCACACGAGACACCACAGCCGAGAUCGAGGUUGAAGGGCCGGGGAAUCUUGUGUCCAUCAUCCGAGAAACACUGCGAUUGA
This is a messenger RNA of Capronia coronata CBS 617.96, 603 nucleotides long. RefSeq lists its product as uncharacterized. The record is from RefSeq and is a predicted model, not a curated record. The transcript has a single exon. The coding region runs from base 1 to 603 and encodes 200 amino acids. Lineage: Eukaryota; Fungi; Ascomycota; Eurotiomycetes; Chaetothyriales; Herpotrichiellaceae.